AUGUCAAGUGUGACGAGACAAAGCCAAUCUGUCAACGCUGCAGCACCAAAGGCUACAGGCGGGACAUCACAGAGACGUCUGCUUCCUCGUGCCUGCAUCCCGCCUGCCAUAGGUUCAGCUAAUGGUGCCGAAAACGCCCUCCUACACCAUGUCCGGACAUGUGUCGUUGAGGACAUAGCCGCGUCCCGGCCAUCAGACUUUUGGUACGGCUACGCACUCCCACUUUCGCACUCCACGGCGGCCAUCAACCAUGCUCUAUGCGCGCUAGGUGCAGCACAUCGAUACUUUGUGAGCGAUCCUUGCAAUCCUGGUCAUGCGCAGUCCACGACUGUGUUUUGCACCGAAUCCAUGCAGCGCUACAAUGAUGCCAUCGCAGCCUUGAAUCCGCUUCUGUCCUCUGAAAACACUGCGCAUUUUGACGUUGUCCUCAUCUGCUGUGCCAUCUUUAUAACCAUUGAAAAUUUGAAUGGGCGCAGUGCCGAAGCCGCGCGUCAUCUGCGCGCUGGCUGCAACAUUGCCAAGCGCUUCCGCUCGAGACAGACGAGCGCCACGACGGCGCUCAUUGGCCGCGACAGCAUUGACAAUCUCUUAUUCACUCUCCAAGACAUGUUCUAUUGUUUCGGGCAGUACCUGGCCAUGUACAUUGGCGUCGACGCCUUUGCCGAUCUCGACUUCAACGUACCAAUAAUCAGCAUGGGCGAUCCCAAUGUACCUUUUACAAGCCUCAAGGAGGCGGAGAUGAAAUUUCGAAAUAUCGACCAGACAUUCAAUACAAGGAUGUGGCAAGCAAAAGCCUACUCGCCGCAACCCGUCAACAUAGAAGAAAUCUUUGUCGACACUACGGGGAGCAUUGAGAGCCGGGCACCUGCAAUGAAUGGCGAUAUGAGAACUGCGGCAAAGAUUGCUGCGCGAUCAGACCUUGCUGUCUGGCGUCAGCGAUUCCAGCCACUUGCGCAGCAGAAACAAAAUGUCCGCCAAAUUGCAGCCCUGGACUUGGACUAUGCAGUCUGGCAUAUCAUAGCCAAAGCCAUCGAUUACAGCGAAGACUUUCCCAGUGCAGAAUGCGAAAAGAUUUUGAGCAUAGCCGAGGAAAUAAUAUCCAUGGACGCAGCGAGAGGCCAUCCGCGAUUCACCUUUGACGGGAAUAUGAUCUGGGCGCUGUUUUACAUCUGCUUUGGUACCAAAGACGUCGCCAUACAUGCGCGGUGCCUCGAGCUCUUGCGUCGCGCGAACCGAAGAGAGGGCGUCUGGGACAGCUGCGAUGUUGCCGCCAUUUGCGAGACUGCAAUCAAGGCGCUUAACAGCAACACGCUGACUUGGAGGGAUAUACCCCAUGGCAUUUUGACAUUGGCAGAGAUGCUGCAUAUUGACCUGCAGGGCUUUUCAUUGCAAAGCAUGAGAGACAUUGAAGUCGAGGCAGCCAAGAGGAAAUGUUGA
Messenger RNA from Beauveria bassiana ARSEF 2860, 1437 nucleotides. Its product is annotated as C6 zinc finger domain-containing protein. The coding region runs from base 1 to 1437 and encodes 478 amino acids. The transcript is spliced from 2 exons. The record is from RefSeq and is a predicted model, not a curated record. NCBI's taxonomy places the organism in Eukaryota, Fungi, Ascomycota, Sordariomycetes, Hypocreales, Cordycipitaceae.